GAAAGCUUGACGCGCCUGCCAGCUCUGCACGGCCCGAGCGCAGGAGUGGGAGGCGGCACCUGCACCGACAAUCACACACACUCCCUCAUAGUUGUUAGCUGUUUGUUCUGGUCGGAGGAAGACAUCAAGGCGCCGCAGAAAAAAAAAUGGAAAAUGAAAGCAAGAGGAAGAUGAAGGAGAGAUUUGGCCUGAGGCGGGACAUCUUUAAGGAGUUCCUGGCGGAAUUUCUCGGGAUAUUUGUCCUGAUACUCUUUGGAUGUGGUUCAGUGGCCCAGACGGUGCUGAGUAAAGGGGCUCUCGGGGAGCCCCUAACAAUCCAUGUUGGUUUCACUCUGGGAGUCAUGAUGGCUGUCUACAUUGCAGGAGGAGUGUCAGGAGCCCACGUGAACCCUGCAGUCUCUCUGGCCAUGGUAAUCCUGGGGAAGCUUCCUCUGAAGAAGUUUCCUGUGUAUGUGGUGGCACAAUUCCUGGGGGCUUUUGUUGGAUCCUGUGCUGUCUAUGGGUUGUAUUAUGAUGCUUUGAUGGAAUAUACUAAUGGAGAAUUUGCUGUUACUGGUGCAAAUGCUACAGCCAACAUAUUUGCAUCCUAUCCUGCUAAACAUCUUUCUGUCUUAAAUGGGUUUGUUGAUCAGGUAAUUGCAACUGCUGCGCUGAUCCUGUGUAUCCUGGCCAUCACUGACAAGAAGAAUAUUGGUGCUCCAAAAGGCAUGGAGCCUCUGUGCAUCGGCCUGAUCAUCAUGGCCAUUGGAGUGUCUAUGGGUCUGAACUGCGGCUAUCCAAUCAACCCGGCACGAGACCUUGGCCCAAGGUUCUUCACGGCUGUGGCCGGGUGGGGGAUGGACGUAUUUAGAGCUGGAAGUUGCUGGUGGUGGAUUCCUGUGGCAGGGCCCAUGGUGGGUGGAGCAGUAGGAGCGGGCAUUUACUUCCUGUUCAUUGAGUUGCACCACCAAGAGCCUGAAAAACAGGAGGAGAACAACGUCCAGGACAAGUAUGAAAUGAUAACUAUGAGUUAAGAUUUAGAACAAGGGUUGCAGAGCGAAGCAACAAUGCAGCUGAUUUUUCACCCUCAGAAGGCAAAAAGGUUCAUUUAACUAAGCCGUUUUAUACAUUUAUACAAUGCAAGUUCUGAAAAAAUUCACAUUUUAUGCAUCUGACUACACAAUUUCAUAGUAAUUUCUAAAAUAUGCACAAAUGUUUUAUCUGCCUCAAAUAUUAAAAUUGCUUGACGAACAUAUUCUCUCUAGACACAAAGCUUUUCCAUUAAUUCCAUGACAUCUACAAUGCAGAGUUCCCUCUGCAUUGUAGCUAUGCAGUACUUUAUAGUAUCCUUUUCCUAACUGGGAUCUUCUUCUCUGGUUAGAAAUAUUUGCCAAGUUUCUGUACAGCAUUUUUAUUUCUACUACUGUCUACCAAACAAACAGGAGCAUUGAGGAAACAGUUGGUUUAAUGUGAACAUGUAGAAAUAUAUAUUACUUUUAGCCAAUGUCUUACAGAAAUGAUGUGUUUGGUGGAGUGACUUCCUUAAUUAGUUUCACUUCAUCCAUUGCAUGUGUGUAAAACAGGUGUAAUUGAUUGCUUUAUCUUGCUUACAGUGUUAGUUUUUAUAAGAGUUUUAUGUAGAAAUCCAGCCUUAAAUGAUUUUACUGGCUUUGCUUACUUUUCACUCAUCUCAAUAAUUUUAAUUUAUAAGACUUGUGUUAUAUGGCUGGAUUACAGAUUUACUCUAUGCAGACACCUUUAAUAUUGAAAAGCCAUAUGCUUUUGAAGCUUUUGCAAAUGUCACUGAAAUCCUCGAAGAACUGUGUCAGGUUACAUGCUGUAUCUAUCAGGGGCAAUAUGUAAACACUGACUGUAACUACAUUAAAAACUCUUCUGAGCUAAGAUCAAAUGUGUAAUAAGCACUUAUUUUGGGGUGGAUUUGGUUUGGUUCCAAUAACAAUGGAACAAUUCUGCUUGGAAACGUAUAUUUAUUAAUUGUGUUUUUGUGAUUCAUAAUGUCAUGUAUCCUGUGAGCACAGAAAUGUGAAUUUGCAAAGACAAACCCAAUGUCAACAGGCCAUGUUACAGAAUAUUAUGACUUGUAACCCAUCCUAAAAGACAAAAGGAUGCUCAUAGACCUAUGCUGAUGUUAGUGUUCAGUCAGUUGAACAGUCUUUUGUACAUACUAAUUGUGAGAUUACAUUGCACUGCA
Etheostoma spectabile (orangethroat darter) is the source of this 2191-nucleotide messenger RNA. RefSeq names its product aquaporin 9b (gene aqp9b). Gene Ontology annotation, biological process: water transport; glycerol transmembrane transport. The coding region runs from base 147 to 1013 and encodes 288 amino acids. The record is from RefSeq and is a predicted model, not a curated record. Gene Ontology annotation, molecular function: urea transmembrane transporter activity; water channel activity; glycerol channel activity. NCBI's taxonomy places the organism in Eukaryota, Metazoa, Chordata, Actinopteri, Perciformes, Percidae. Gene Ontology annotation, cellular component: plasma membrane; basolateral plasma membrane. The transcript is spliced from 6 exons.